GGAAAGACCCGGUUCGGCGCUGCCGCCGACGCUCGCUCCUGCUCUCGGAGUCGCGCCGCGGCCGCGCGUGACCGGCAUGAGCGCGCGGCCGGGCCAGUGACCGCGUCGGAGAUGGACUGCGGCUCCGUCGCGGGGGAGAAGCCGAAGCGCCUGCCCGGCCGCCGGCGCCUUCUGCUCUUCCUGGCCGCGGGCCGCGGCGGAGGCCCGGGCGGCCGUGGCGUUCCUGCGCGCCGCCUCGUGCCCACGCUCCCCGGCGGUCUGGGGGCGCUGCGGCCCCGCGGCCCGGCGGCCCGCGCCAGCGCGUCACGUGCCUCCCCGCUGUUCCUCGUCCUGCUUGUGCCCUUCCCGCGCCUGGCCGCCGCCGGCCCUCGCCGGCCGCUGGCGGACUGGGAGCGGUGGCGCGCCGGGCCCUUGUUCGCCGGGCGCGGCGGCGCGUGGAGGUGGCAGCCUGGCCUGGCCCCCCGCGUCGCCUGCGCGGCGGGCGCGCUCCACCUGUGCCUCCGGCGGGUGGCCGCCCUCGCUUCCUCGAGGAGAGAGCUGAGCCUCUCUGCGGGCAGCCUGCAGCUGGAGGGCAAAAGGAGAGAGUUCGCCUCUUCUGGGAGUAGGAAGCUCUACUUUGACACCCACGCCUUAGUGUGUUUACUCGAAGAAAAUGGGUUCACUACUCGACAAGCGGAAAUCAUUGUGUCUGCCUUGGUCAAGAUCACAGAGACCAACAUGGAUGUCGUCUACAAAGAUAUGGUCACCAAGAUGCAGCAGGAGAUCACUCUUCAGCAGUUAAUGGCUCAGAUUGCUAAUGUGAAAAAAGAUAUGAUUAUUUUGGAGAAGAGUGAAUUUUCAGCCCUUCGAUCAGAAAAUGAGAAGAUAAAACUUGAACUACAUCGGUUAAAACAACAAGUAAUGGAUGAAGUGAUCAAAGUCCGAACAGAAACCAAAUUAGACUUCAAUCUAGAAAAAAGCAGAGUCAAAGAAUUGUAUUCAUUAAACGAAAGGAAGCUGCUGGAAGUAAAAACAGAAAUGGUGUCAUUGCAUGCCCAGCAAGAUCGGGCCAUCACACAGACAGACAGGAAGAUAGACACCGAGGUCGCUGGCCUCAAAACCAUGCUCGAGUCGCACAAACUCGACAAUAUAAAAUAUUUAGCAGGAUCCGUGUUUACGUGCCUAACGGUAGCUCUGGGAUUUUAUCGCCUGUGGAUAUAAUAAAGUGUCUGUUUAAAGAGCAUUCUUUUGUUUUGCCUUAAGAA
Messenger RNA from Phacochoerus africanus (Common warthog), 1244 nucleotides. RefSeq names its product mitochondrial calcium uniporter regulator 1 (gene MCUR1). The coding region runs from base 112 to 1200 and encodes 362 amino acids. Lineage: Eukaryota; Metazoa; Chordata; Mammalia; Artiodactyla; Suidae. The transcript is spliced from 9 exons. Gene Ontology annotation, biological process: calcium import into the mitochondrion; positive regulation of mitochondrial calcium ion concentration. The record is from RefSeq and is a predicted model, not a curated record. Gene Ontology annotation, cellular component: mitochondrial inner membrane; mitochondrion.